This is a messenger RNA of Archocentrus centrarchus (flier cichlid), 1702 nucleotides long. RefSeq lists its product as uncharacterized. The coding region runs from base 463 to 807 and encodes 114 amino acids. Lineage: Eukaryota; Metazoa; Chordata; Actinopteri; Cichliformes; Cichlidae. The record is from RefSeq and is a predicted model, not a curated record. The transcript has 6 exons.
CGAAAUAGGUCCGACUGGCAACCGGUAACAUUAAAGCAACCCCCCCCCUCCUCAGUCGUCAUUUUUCAGUCGCGUAGAGGUAUUCUGUGGUUCGUGGGAUACUGACUGGAUUUCUUUGUGUGUGUGUGUGCGUUUUCCCUUAAAAACGAGUCUUUUCGAAGCCCGCACUAGCCGUGGUUCGGGUCGCUUCUGUGCGCCCUUACCAGCAGGCGCUGUUUGCGCACUGUGAGAGGGUAUGGGGCCCCGAGCUGCAGACAGCUGGCAGACGGAGCGCCUGCACCUCCACUGCUGAUGCCCGUGUGCUGGGCUCAGACAUGCAGAUGCGGUCUGGCUGGGUUCUCCGUCUAGACUAAAGUGUCCCUGAACUAAAAACCAGAGGAAGGAGCAUCGAAGCAUGGAUACACCAGAAAGGUGUGCCUGUGAUGCUCAGGGCUGAGGAAAAGAGCAGCUGAGGAGAAGGAGAUGGGCUGCACCUCCGCCAAGCAGGUGUCAGCCUUGCCCAACGGUGAGGAGGGCCAGAAUAAAGCCUACAGCAACGGGGACCUCCUGUCUGAUGAGUACAAGAUGAAAGGAGUGGAGAAAGUCAAGUACAUCAGUGGAGAAGAGGCAGGAGAGGACGGCCAGGAAAACACAGAAGUGAGCGCUCUCCUCGGUAAAGCUCCACACAGAGAUGAAACAGGAUCAAAUGGAAAUGGAAAGAUCCUCAGCAUCCACUCCUCAGAGAGUCAGCAGGAAUUCUUCAGGAUGUUAGAUGAAAAAAUUGAAAAGGGCCGAGAUUACUGCUCAGAGGAGGAGGAUAUGACAUAGCCCCGUGGUCACAAAUCCAUGCAUCCCAAUAUGAGAGGAACUACCCAGCAUUAUGGAUGGAGCGUAGACUGUCUGUGACCGUGUCCCAUCAUGUUUUCAUGUAUGUGCACACUUGAGAAGAAAGGAUUACUGACUUGAAACAAGCACCUUUUUUUUUUUUUUUUUUUUUUUUUGCCCCUCCUGUCCACAGCCUGCUCGUCUGAUCGACUCCAGGAAAGAUUACGACCAAAAUCAACAUCAAGGUUCACCAAAGGGUGAUACGGUUUGAAGCUAUUACAGGAUAACGGAGAUCCCGGAACACUUUUCUUUCCCUGCUGGAAUAACUCCAUAUAAAUAGCUGUCACUGAGACUUACUGUAUACAUGUGAAACACGCAGACUGCUGUCAGUGUGAAUUUCGGGCAGCAGGAACAAGCAGUGCUCUCGUGGACACUCACUCAAAUUGAAAAUAAUGCCCUGGCAUCAUUUCAUCCUUGAAAGCCUCCCCUGACAAGUCAAUGGGUUGGAAACUUCCUGCAUUCCAAGACACAGUACAAACCUCUUUUCUACAGUAUGUUUGCCACUCCAGUGUGUUUGUCUGCUCAUGUUUGUUUCUGUUCUGAUGUAGAUUAUUUAUGUUGAAUAAGGCUCAGGGUUGAAGUGUUGUAAUCUUUGUCUCACGUAGUUAAGUCUUUCCUCUCAUUAAAACACUGUUACACCAUUAAAAGACACACACACACACACACACACACACACACAGUGGUUACGGAUGUAGCCCUCUCUAGUACCUGAUUCAUAUAACCCUAAGAGGUGAACACUGCAGCAUCACGCAAGUCUCAUUAUGUAUCUGAGUCACCGGUGUUAUAUUAUUUUUGGUUUCUAUGUUUGUUUUUUGUUUUCUAGGAAAAAUAAAACAUG